Messenger RNA from Theobroma cacao (cacao), 2614 nucleotides. NCBI's taxonomy places the organism in Eukaryota, Viridiplantae, Streptophyta, Magnoliopsida, Malvales, Malvaceae. The record is from RefSeq and is a predicted model, not a curated record.
AAAAUUUGAUAUCCCGUACCGCCUCUAUUCAAAUUCAAAGAAUCUAAAAUCAAUGCAGGGAAACAUAUUCGAAUCCUUAUUGUUUUCUCGUGAGAUUAUAUCUUAAGUGUGCCUUAAGUUCAAAUAUGGUACAGCCACCUGUUUUUCAUCUGUUUUCUUGAACUAUUUAUGGUAUAACAUCUGUGUCUUAUUGUGGAAAGACUGGUGAAAAUGUUCUUGAUUUGAUACUUUAAAUUUUCUUUUUCUGCCUCGUGUUAGUGUCUGUCUCAUUAACAAGAUGGAGUAGAUGAAGUUGGGGGAUCGAAGGCGUAUUAUGUUAAGGCAAAGGCCAGAAUCACUGCACUUCUUUGCCCUUUCUGAUUGGCAAGUUGGAACUCCUUGUGUACAAUUAAUGAGAUGAGGAAACUAUUGAAACACGUUGCUGUAGCCCUGAUUAGAGAAUUAAUCCGGCAUUGCAGAUGGCGCAAAAUUGACUGGAGAAAGUUGUUUUUUGCUGGAGCAGUCAUGUCAAUAGCUGGUGUAGUACUUCCAACCUUGUUGUUUACUUAUCGCCGAAACAUCUGGUUCCUCCCUUCUCUUGUUAAUGAUUCAUCACACCAAUCUUUGAAUGGUUCCGUGCAUUUGAGCAACAACCUGACAGAGACAAGAUCGGAACGAUUUCAACUUCUUUCAACUGCUCCCUCUGUUUCAUUCAAUUCAUCUACUGAAGCGAAAGGAAGACAUAGAGUUUCUCGUAGAAGGCGAAAGAGAAGGCGGAGGAGUAAAAUCGACGAUGGACCACAGGUCAUAACUCCUCCUCCUCGUAGAACAGUAUCUCCACGCCUACAGAGAUACCUUCGGUCGUUGUCACCUGAUGAGUCUCUUCUGUACGCGAAAAAGGAAAUUGAGCAUGCACCAGCUGUAGAUAAUGAUGAUGAUUCUUAUCUGUAUGCUCCGGUAUUUCGGAAUGUCUCUAUUUUCGAAAGGAGCUGCGAGUUGAUGGAGAUGAUACUUAAAGUCUACAUUUACCCUGAUGGAGAGAAGCCCAUUUUCCAUGAACCUCAUCUUUUAGGUAUUUAUGCUUCUGAAGGAUGGUUUAUGAAGUUACUGGAGGCAGACAGGGAGUUUGUUACCCAAGACCCGAAAAAGGCUCAUCUGUUUUAUCUGCCGUAUAGUUCACGCCAGCUGGAGUUGGCACUUUAUGUGCCUAACUCACAUAAUCUGAGACCACUGUCAAUCUUCAUAAGGGACUAUGUGAACAUGAUUGCUGCAAAGUACCCUUUCUGGAACCGCACACAUGGGUCAGAUCAUUUUCUUGUUGCAUGCCAUGAUUGGGGUCCUUACACAACCUCUGCACACAAGGAGCUAAGAAAUAACACCAUAAAAGCCGUUUGCAAUGCUGACCUAUCUGAAAAUUUCAUUGCUGGAAAGGAUGUUUCUCUACCAGAAACCGCCAUAAGAAAUCCUGGUAGACCUCUUAGAUAUAUUGGUCGUGGGAACAGAGUUUCACAACGCCCGAUCCUUGCUUUCUUUGCUGGGAACAUGCAUGGCAGGGUCCGUCCCAAACUUCUCAAGUAUUGGCACAACAAAGAAGAAGACAUGAAAAUCUAUGGUCCUUUACCAAUUCGAGUUUCUAGAAAUAUGACUUACAUUCAGCAUAUGAAAUCAAGUAAAUAUUGUAUAUGCCCCAUGGGUUAUGAAGUGAACAGCCCUAGGAUUGUUGAGGCUAUAUAUUAUGAGUGUGUGCCAGUGAUUAUUGCAGAUAACUUUGUCCUACCUUUUAAUGAAGUCCUGGAUUGGAAUGCAUUUUCUGUGGUCGUGGCUGAAAAGGAUAUUCCAAAACUGAAGGAGAUUCUAUUGGCUAUUCCAUUGAGAAGAUACCUUAAAAUGCAAAUUAAUGUGAAGAUGGUGCAGAAGCAUUUUCUUUGGAAUCCAAGACCAAUGAGAUAUGAUCUGUUCCAUAUGAUACUACAUUCCAUUUGGUUUAACAGGCUGAACCAGAUCCAAAUCUCUCAGGACUAGCUAGUUUUUCUAUAGGGGAACAUUUUGCCAAGAAGAUGGAAGCUGAAAAGGGCCCAACCUCGUGACUAAGCAAGCAUCAGUUACCAUAAUUCGAAGGCUUAGCUGUCGAUGUGACAAAGAUUGCAACGGAAUGUUUAUUGCCUUGUGAACUGGUCUCAUGCUCAAGACUCAGUGAUUGGAGCUGGAAAGAGGAAUGAAAGUGCCGAUGCCAGAAUGAAAAUUGUUGAUACAGAGGUAUAGCUUAAUCAUUAAUCUGAAUUUCUUGGUACUUAAAUCUUCUAGUUCAUGGAUUAUGACGUUUAGCUUCGACUCUGGCAUUGAGUAAAUAGGAUCUGAUAUACCAGCACAAGGAUUAGAACCUACUCCCGCUUCUACUUUGGUAUAUUCCCUUUUGUGUUAGUUAUCAUACAUCAUCAUAAGAACCCCCUACAUCAGGAUAUGCAGCGAUGUAAUAGCAAAUAUAGCAAACAUAAAUAUCACUAUUUUCUGUAACAUUCAAUUUUUUUUAGUCAACUUCUGGAUAGUUUAUCAAAAUUUCUGAGUUGAAGUAGAUAAAUCUAGAAAACUUCAUAUUCUGCAAAUUAAUUAGUACUUUAUAAUACUUGAACCUUUA